AAUUCCGCUUUGUAUUUAUAAUAUGAAUAUCUUACAAUAUGAAUAUACACAUCAAUAACAUAUUUUUUCUUUAUUUCUCUUGACUAUAUUUAUAGUCUAGGUUUACGUUUGAUCUUUCUGAUUUACUCGUACUUAAAUAUUACUUGGAUUUUCCUUCGCUAUAUAUUUAUUGUAUAUGUAUAUUUCGUAAAUUUAUGCUCGGAAGCUAUCUCUCUGUUUUUCUCCUUUUGAUUUCGCGAUCUUCUGCCGGAGAUGGAAGAGGCCCGCAUAAAUUUCCGGGGAAUGAUAUUCUCGCGAGACAUUGCAUUGUUGGACGACGAAACGAAUUCUCUAGAUUCCUCGAGACAUGUGCGAAGCGUUCUAUUAAUGUAACGCAUCGGAUCUCCCAUGCUCUCUCUCUCUCUCUCUCUCUCUCUUUUUCCAAUUGCUUCUCCCGUUCCACCCUUCUCCUGCCUUCUUCCGUUACUUUUCCUCCUCUUUUCCUUCCUCCCGUUCUCCUUCGUUUCACCCUGCGUCGUUAAGAUGGCCGGCAGAGCGUCGCCCUGAGAAGAGAGCCGCCGUGUUUAAACCGUGCGUCGUGUAUAAGAGAGGCGGGGGGAGAAGAGACAGAGAGAAAGGAAGCGAAUGCCUUUGCGAGAUCCUCCUCUCGAACUUGCUUCCGUUUCGAUUUCGAAUGGGAGAGACAUGAAACAUAUUGUAAAUGGGUCGAAAUAAGGAAUGCCUAGAGAAGGACUAGAAGCUAGUCUCUUAGAUGGGAUCUAGUACAUCGUAUGAAAUGUCAUCGAUACGAUCAUUCCUCCUCUUACUCUUCAGUCACUCACUCUCUCUCUCUCUCUCUCUCUCUCUCUCUCUCUCUCCCCUUCUCAUUCUCGUUCAGAGAUUAAGUCGAUAAAGCGAAAUCGAUUCCUGUAUACGAAUGUGACGAUAAAAUCAAUAGAAAUUUACCGACGGUACGAUGAAACUUUACGUUUGCGCUUCACUCGAUUUUAACUCUUUUCGAUCGGAAAGUAUCGUAUACGGUAGUAAGAAUAACGAUCAUGCAAUAAAUUCUUCCAAAAAAGUUUGGUUUAAUUGUCUGGUAGGAAAUGUAAGGAAAUUGUAAGUGUAGUAGAGAGCACGUUGAACAUUGAAGAUCCUGAUUUACUCGUACGUAAUGACGAGUGCACGGAGUAUGACGUCAAAUGCAAUUAGGGGUAUCCGAAGGAAAAAGAGUUCGCUGUGCGAAGUAAAGGUGGCCGUUAUCGGAGCGCCCGGAGUUGGAAAAAGUGCGCUGACGGUGAGGUUCCUAACGAGGCGGUAUAUCGGAGAAUACGAUCACCAAUCUGAAAACAGAUACAAGCACGAAGUGCUGGUGGAUGGAGAACCAAUUCUUUUUGAGAUCUUGGACUCUUGUCCGAAGAGCGACGACGAAAUGCCCUCGAUGGAAACUUUGCAGUGGGCGGACGGCCUGCUGCUCGUUUAUUCGAUAACGGAUCGUACUUCUUUCAAUUUCGUGAGAAAAGCGAAAGAAGCUUUGGCGGUGGCUGAUCCGGAGGCUGCGAUGCCUCUUGCCAUGGUUGGAAACAAAGCCGAUAUGGUUCAUCUGAGACAGGUCAGCGCGGAAGAAGGGGAGAUCUUGGCUAAGGACUUUGAAUGUUGGUUCAGCGAAAUUAGCGCAGCAGAACAGGUCGUCCAAGUAGCCGAAUCGUUUCACGAAUUGUGUCGCGAGGUUCUCGCUGCCAGACGAAGAAACAAGCAGUCCUUGCUCGAUAGGAUGCUCGGUAGCAAGGCAACGAGAACGUAUUCGAGGGGUAAAAGCGAUUCCGCGUUACCCAAGGAUUAAUAAAUACUUUACCUUUAAUAGGGUAGGAUUUUCUGUCGAUUGAGCGAGCGAGCGAGCGAGCGAGCGAGCGAGCGAGCGUGCGAGCGAGAGAGAGAGAUUCCCAGAGAUGAAAGAAGACUCGCGUUGCAUGCGAGUCGAUAAAAAAUCAGGCGCCAAAGAUUGUAUCAUACUGUUAAUAUUUUUUAUCCAAUACCAUUUCUACUACGUAGAACAACUACAUCGUGUACAAGUUUUAAUAACGCACGUUUAUAAAGUAAGUAAAAUCUUUUGCCAAUGGAUGAAAAAUCUCGUGAUUCGUUUUAUUUCGUAGUAACAGUUUGACGGCCACAAACAUUUCACUAAAAGUCUAUCGCAAUCGCAAUUUUCGCCGAGUUCUUCGAGCGAAAAAAGAAAAAAAAAAUAUAUAUAUAUAUAUAUCCAUAAUUCCAUCGAACGUAGUCUCCUUCAUAGUAGAUGCUUCAGAAGCAUCGCUUUCCCAAAGUGCGUUGAUUAAUGAGUUAUCGAUGAAUAAUUACAGCAGAGACAAGUGCCUUUGAUUAAAGGCUGUAGGCUUUUUGUCGUAAGCGGUAUCGAGAAAUAACGGCAGAGUGUUAAUAAAUUCACGACUUUAGAAAGGUCCAUCAUCGAUUGUUUUAUAAUCUUCGGCUCGAUCCAAGGCUUUUGGAUAUUAAGCACAGACACCUACCACGGAUAAAAUUUGGCAGAAACGGUCAAAGCUGUAACGAUCGAUUUAUAGAUAUUUAUUUUGUACUUACAAUAAGAAAAUGUGAAAUAAAUAUUUUACUUAUUUAUUAUAGUACCGAA
Molecule: messenger RNA, 2626 nt
Organism: Vespa crabro (European hornet)
Lineage: Eukaryota; Metazoa; Arthropoda; Insecta; Hymenoptera; Vespidae
Product: ras-related and estrogen-regulated growth inhibitor
Exons: 6
Coding region: 1154-1822 (222 amino acids)
Molecular function (GO): GTP binding; GTPase activity
Source: RefSeq, a predicted model, not a curated record